Messenger RNA from Micromonas pusilla CCMP1545, 1347 nucleotides. Its product is annotated as set domain protein. The coding region runs from base 1 to 1347 and encodes 448 amino acids. Lineage: Eukaryota; Viridiplantae; Chlorophyta; Mamiellophyceae; Mamiellales; Mamiellaceae. The record is from RefSeq and is a predicted model, not a curated record. The transcript has a single exon. Gene Ontology annotation, molecular function: methyltransferase activity; protein binding.
AUGCUUCUCGCGCCGCCCUCCGAGGCGGACGAGAUCGCGCAUUACGCCUCCGUGCUCGCCCCCGGCGCGCCCGGGCACGGCGACGUGACCGUGAAGCGCGUGAAGCACGGCAAGGGCCUCGUCGCGGCGAGGGCGUUCAGAGAGGGCGAGCGCGUCCUCGUGGAGCCGCCGCUCGUCGGGAUGCAGCACGAGCGGAACCGCGCGGACGCCAUCGUGUGCGGCGGAUGCUUCCGGUUCGUCGGAUCGAUCGAGCAUCAGAUCGCGCGCAGGCUGCUCGAGUCCACCUCCGGCGGCGGCGGCGGCGGCGAGGAAAACGUGGAGCUCAACGCGAGCGCGCUCGCGACGGCGCGAGGGAUGACGCGCGACGGCCUGAAGCUUCCGGGGUCGGACGCCUUCCCGUUGCCGGAAAUCCAAGCGUGCCUGACGGGGUGCUCGCGAGAGGUGUACUGCGGCUUCGAGUGCGCGUUGACGUCGAUGCAGUCGCACGAGAUGUUUCUCUGCGUCGGCGGCCACUGCGCAGACGACGGGGAGAUCGCCGAGGACAGGCCCGACGCGAGGGCGUUCGUGGAGCACGCGAGAGAGACGAACGACAUCUUCAUCCUCGCCGCCAAGGCGCUCGUCAAGGUCGCGGCGGACGCGGGCAAAUUAGAGGGGCUCUCGGGCGACGGCGAAAGCGACGCGCUCGCGGCGGCGUGGGCGCCGUUCCGCGUCGCGCACAAGCCCGUGUGGUGGGACGCGGUGGCGAGGCCGGAGGACGUCGCGGUGGGGGACGAGGAGACGGCGUUUCGCGAGAGCAUGCGCGAGAUCGCGACGGAAUCGUUGCGGCUGCUCCGAGCGAGCUCCACGUUUUUGAGAUUCGUGAAAGCGUACCCGGGUCUGUUCCACAUCGACGUGUACUCCAGGAUAAUAGGGAUGUUCGAGACGAACAACCUCGAGAUCGCGGUCGCGUCGCCGGUGGAGGAUUACUUCCUCGCGAUGGACGAGUUACCUCCGGAGGGCCCCGAGCGCGCGAUCACCGAUCCGCUGCUCGACGCCCUCGACACGAAGUACUGCGUCCCGUGCGAAGGCACCGGCUUCUUCGCGUUGCAGUCGUGCAUGAACAACGACUGCGAUCCGAACGUGACGCCGUUGAAGGACGACGGCGACGUCGACGGGAAGUGCGUGCUCGUCGCGAAGCGGGCGAUCGCCGCAGGGGAGGAGUUGACGAUGUGUUACGUGGACGAGGGGAUGGACGUGAGGGCGCGGCGCGCGGAGUUGAUGGAUUACGGGUUCGAGUGCGGAUGCGCGCGGUGCGAGCGCGAAGCCGCGGGGUUGGGUCAGGCGCGACGCGGGAGCAAGAUGAAGUGA